GACGCUCGUGCGCUAAAGUUGAGUCUGUGGCAGUUCCCAUCACAGCCGCCAACACGUAGAGUAAAGGUGCUCUACAAGUGACUUUCUCCGUUACCUUUUUUUGGGACUUGGGGGCUUUUGUUGUAUAGCUUUUAGACUGCUGUUAACAAAGACUUUAAUCCAAAAAAAUGGCUGCUCUUUCAGCCUGGUUCUGGAGUGAGAGGUUCUGGCUGCCGCACAACGUCACCUGGGCGGAUCUGUCGGAGCAGGCACCCGGGGUGGAGUAUCCAAAGCCCGCACACUUGUUUACAGCCUUACCGCUAGCUUUGGGGCUCUUCGGCGUGAGGAUACUAUUUGAAAGGUUCAUUGCCAGUGCUUGUGCCCGGAGUCUUCACAUCCAGGCGGGCGUAGGACGGAGAGCCCAACCCAAUGCUGUGCUUGAAAAAGUGUUUACAUCCAUCACAAAGAACCCCGACACGCGGCGCCUUGAUGGCCUGUCGAAGCAGCUGGACUGGGACGUGCGGAAAGUGCAGCGCUGGUUCAGACACCGCAGGAACCAAGACAAGCCCAGCACGCACACUAAGUUCUGUGAGAGCAUGUGGAGGUUUACAUUUUAUUUAGGUAUAUUUAUAUAUGGAAUGCAGUUUCUAUGGCAGUCUCCUUGGAUGUGGGACACAAGGCAUUGCUGGUACGGUUACCCCUAUCAGCCGCUGACCUCUAGGAUGUACUACUUCUAUGUAACACAGUUGGCGUUCUACUGGUCACUCAUGUUCUCGCAGUUCAUCGACAUUAAAAGAAAGGACUUCCUGGUAAUGUUCAUCCACCACUUGGCGACAGUGGGCCUGAUCAGCUUCUCCUACGCCAACAAUAUGGUGCGCGUGGGCAGCCUGGUGAUGGCCGUGCACGACGCCUCCGACUUCCUGCUGGAGGCUGCCAAAAUGGCCAACUAUGCCAAGUACCAGCGAGUGUGUGACUCCAUCUUCAUUGUGUUCAGUCUUGUGUUCUUCGUCACCAGGCUAAUCAUUUAUCCCAUAUGGGUGCUCAACUCGACCAUGUUUGAGAGCUGGGACAUCGUGGGCCCGUUCCCCUCCUGGUGGGUCUUUAACUCUUUACUGCUGGUGCUCCAAGUGCUGCACAUCAUCUGGUGCUACCUCAUAGCGCGCAUCGCUGUCAAGGCCAUCGCACACGGCAAGGUGAGCAACGACGUUCGCAGCGACAUCGAGAGCAGCUCAGAGGAGGAGGCCGAUUCCAACGGCACCAACGGACACUGCAACGCCAUAAACUCAACCAUCACAUCAGCCAGGGACACGCGAGAGAGCUAGUGUCUACUGCGCCACCUAUAGUCCUGUUCUAGUCAUCAAACUUCACCCACACGCUUUACAAUGUGUUGGGGAACUGAAGAACAGACUCUGACAAUGGAACAAGAACCGUGAAACAGGAAAAGUACUUGCGGUUAGAGAGUGGUUUAUAAUUUACAAAAUGGGAUUGAGUUUGUGUGGCGUUUGGCUCCAUUUGUUUUAAAAGUUGUCUCCCAGUUUUAUUGGUCAGAUGAACUUGAUUAUAUUAUUCUAUUCAAGGGAUAGUCCAGAUUUUUGUAUGAAGGGGUCUAUAAGAUACUUAAGGUUUGUUUUCCAGCAUAAGUAAUUGUUCAUUUUUUGGAGAACAAACAAGAGCAAUGACAUCCUUAGAGCACUAUAACAACUAUGCAUGGUGCCACAAGAUCUUGUGAAAUAAAAUUGCAUUGAUUAUGCACAUAUGCAAAAAAUUAUUUUGUCAGAUUUUUUUUGCAUGUGUUACAUUUGGCAUGGACAAAAAAACUUAAAUUUUCUCACCUCCAAAUGGCAGUUACACUAAAAGCAAAAAUUUUAAAAUAAUAUAACUCAAAAAUUGCGAGGUCAAAAUCGUGAACUAGGCUGCACCCUAGUAUAUCAAAAUUUCGUCUUGACUCAAGGGCCCCAUCUUGUUGUAUCUUGUCUUGUGGAAGUUGUAUCUCAUCCCAUCCCUAUAGUAAGUAAUACAACCCAUACCAAUUUGGAUAUCAGUUCCACAGAAAUGGCCUAUCAUCUUUUCUCAUCUUUCAACAUGUAAAUAGUACCAGACCAAAUAUUUAUAUUUAAGUUUAAAUUUCAACACAAAAGUAGUAGUUACUAUUAAUUUUUACUUAUCAACCCGUUUGUCUGUCCUGACAAAGUAGUUGAAAAUGAUUACUCCUAUUUUCUUCUCCAAAACAAUACAAUGAUUAGCUGUAAGGUAUAAACACGCUUUACAGUAUCUUUUAAACCAAUGCAUAUAAAAAUACUAUGCUAUCCCUUUAGUUCACACUAGAUCACAAUUAGGCAGUGCUGCUAAGAAGGUGCACUUCAGGCUAUCUAUAACGUCACAGUAGGACUAUUAAGUUGAGAAGAUGUAUAUAUGUUCUAGUAACUGAGGAAAUCUGGCGUUUGGUCCAAAGUGCAAUAUGCUUUAAUUGUUUUUGUUCAUGACAGCACGUUCGGCUCUUUGAUAUUUAUUGUGGAUUUAACUUGGCGACUUGUGUUCACUUUUGUUUUACUGUUUUUUUUACUACUUCUGAAACCAAAAAAUAUUGAUGAAAUUGUACAUUGUCACUGCCUUUUGAGAUAUCCAGGUUGUGAGGACUGUGCUAAACUGUACAAAUGUUCUCAAUUGAGUGCCUUGUAAAUCAAUUUCAGAAUAUAAUCUUUUUGAAAAGCGGAA
This is a messenger RNA of Periophthalmus magnuspinnatus, 2694 nucleotides long. It is a transcript of the gene cers5, whose product is annotated as ceramide synthase 5. NCBI's taxonomy places the organism in Eukaryota, Metazoa, Chordata, Actinopteri, Gobiiformes, Gobiidae. The record is from RefSeq and is a predicted model, not a curated record. Bases 168 to 1301 code for a protein of 377 amino acids. Gene Ontology annotation, cellular component: membrane. Gene Ontology annotation, biological process: ceramide biosynthetic process. The transcript is spliced from 10 exons. Gene Ontology annotation, molecular function: sphingosine N-acyltransferase activity; DNA binding.